This is a messenger RNA of Cucurbita maxima (winter squash), 1036 nucleotides long. RefSeq names its product pectinesterase 2-like. The record is from RefSeq and is a predicted model, not a curated record. NCBI's taxonomy places the organism in Eukaryota, Viridiplantae, Streptophyta, Magnoliopsida, Cucurbitales, Cucurbitaceae. The coding region runs from base 2 to 1006 and encodes 334 amino acids. The transcript is spliced from 2 exons. Gene Ontology annotation, molecular function: pectinesterase inhibitor activity; pectinesterase activity. Gene Ontology annotation, biological process: cell wall modification.
AAUGCCAUCAUUCAAGCUUGCUAUGCUCUUUAUAGUCUAUUUGCUAGUUACUAACUUUUCUUAUUGCUAUAGUUUUGAUGUCACAGUGUCUUUAGAUGGCACGGGAAAUUAUGUCAAAAUUAGUGAUGCUAUAGCAGCCGCACCAAAUUUCAGCACGAAAAGAUUUUCUAUUCAGGUGAAACCUGGAACAUACAACGAGGUGAUUGAAGUUCCACCUUCUAAGACAUUCAUAGCUUUGAUUGGGGAGGAUGCUUCUACCACCAUCAUCGUUGACGAUCGAAGUAAUGGCACUGGAUCGACCACAGCAACUUCUGCAACUCUCACUGUAAGAGGUGCAAAUUUCAUGGCUCAGUCGUUGACAUUUCAAAACUCCGCUGGGCCGAAGGAGCACCAAGCCGUUGCUGUUCUUGAUCAAGCCAGACACACAUCAUAUUAUAAAUGUGUGUUUUUGGGUUAUCAAGAUACGCUCUAUGCUGGGGGACUACCCCAAUUCUUCAAAGAGUGCGAUAUAUAUGGAAGCAUUGACUUCAUAUUCGGAAACGGAGUCUCCGUAUUCCAAGAUUGUAAUAUAUAUGUUCGAGAAUUUGGUAUUAAGACUACGGUAACAGCACAAUCGAAAGCAAAUAUAGAUGAUCAAAGUGGCUUCGUCUUCCAAAACUGUAAGGUGACCGUGGCGCCCGAGAUAGCAUCAAGUAAGGACAAGGUAUUGUUGUAUCUUGGACGGCCAUGGAGAGAAUAUUCAACGGUUGUGUUCAUCGAGUCAUUUCUUGACAGUGUGGUUCAGCCUAAAGGAUGGUUAGGGUGGCCAAAUGUACCGGUUGACCAAUUGUUUUUUGCAGAGUACAAUAAUACGGGUCCAGGAGCUGACACUUCUAGAAGAGUGGAUUGGCCUGGUUACCAUAUAUUACAUACGGCUACACAAGUUACAAGGUUUACCGUUGAAAACUUUAUUGGUGGGAGUCGGUGGUUGCCUGAAACUGGCAUACCAUUUAGAACUGGUUUUUAGGGUUUUCUUGAUAUAUAAUUUCUAAAUAAA